AUGGCAUCUGCUCCCAACCCCGGUCAAACACUCCCUAGAAUGCCAGUGGUUGUGCCUGCAAUGGUCCCUCCCUCGAAUGGCGCUGAAGCCUCUACAGGGGCGGCUAGUAACACUGACCCCAGUCCUGAUGCCUGGGACUCUGAAACGCAGCUUGUUUCCUCGCUCGCGAAGCUUCAGAAGAUGGAAGCAAUGAUCCACCAACUACGGACACUGCUUCCCGAGCGCCUUCUGGAACCCCUGGCACCCAUUGUCAACCCCAAGGCCGCUGCGGGAAGAUCCGUCCCCAAGUCACCGCAAAUGCUGUACGAGCAGCUCGCUCAAGCUGCGCGCGCGGGUGUCUCCGAGCUGCAAGAGUUUCAGUCGAUGUGGAGAAGUCCCGAGAUGAAAGCCGUCUGGGAUCGUGUCGACGCGCAGAUUAAAGAAAACGGCGGCGUGAUGCUGCAGCCCACAGGGAAAUGGGAACGAGAUUACGAUACCAUUCUCGCGGAUCUCCGUGAGGAGGAGCAGACUCAGAAUGAGCAGCAGCAGAAAGCUAAUGAGGAGAUGGAGCGAUCGAAGAUCCAGUCUACUGAGGGUGGAUGGAGAGCGAUUGUUGAGGGCUUUGCUCAGAAGAAUGUGCCUGGUGUGCGGGUCUUGGCUAGUCAGACUGAAGCGGCUGUUACUGUUGUGCUUGUCAAGGCUGGAAUAGUGUUCAGGGUCGAGGCUAUUGCUGGUCAGGAUGGGAAUGGGGUUCCUGAUUGGCGGGUCUUUACUAGGACGCCGGGGGGACAGACGCCUUCGAAGGUCGAGACGGCAGUGGCGCAGUGUUUGAAUGCGAGGCCUCGACAGUGGGAUUUGCUCUAUUUACUUGACAUGAUAUCGUCCUACUCGACUAUCAAACAGACACCCUGCGCAAAAUGCGCCAAGAUGACCGACAGCACUGCAACCCUUCCUACCAUUCGCAAACCAUCCUCUACUCCCCAAGAACAGGGGAGUCAAACCUGGGAAGCCUAUCAUCAAGGCUGCACCGAGUGA
Aspergillus vadensis CBS 113365 is the source of this 1014-nucleotide messenger RNA. Its product is annotated as RNA polymerase II mediator complex subunit MED27 domain-containing protein. The coding region runs from base 1 to 1014 and encodes 337 amino acids. Lineage: Eukaryota; Fungi; Ascomycota; Eurotiomycetes; Eurotiales; Aspergillaceae. The transcript has 3 exons. Gene Ontology annotation, cellular component: mediator complex. The record is from RefSeq and is a predicted model, not a curated record.